AAUAAAUAAAAAGGGCUAUAAAUCAAACUUUCUUCACAACACCCACACACACACAAAACUUCCUCAAAAUACAGAAGAAUAUCGUUAUACAUACAGAUUUUCUAUAUCUAACCUCCCCUCCUCUCGAGCAUACACACAAGAAAAUCUCAUCACUCGACACACAGUACACGGGAAUAGCCUGCAAAUACUGAGAACACUCAACAAUUGGUUUGUGGUUUCUAGAAAAUUCGCACAGCGCACGAUUUUGACGGAGUCCUGAAACGACAGCGCCACUCGAGGCGGCGUCGAGAGCAAGGACUAGGGUUUGUUUUUUCUUUCGUACAUAUGAGCAUCGAGGGUAUUCGUUUUCGUUAAUUGCAAUCCAAGAAUUUGGGUUCAGUCUAUUGUUGAAGUCAUUGAUAUACAGUGGUUCUGAUUUUUUGCUACUUUUUUUUUCUAAAUUACUUGGGUUCUCGAACCCUAGGAUUCUAUGGUAUUCUCCUUUCUGUUGGCAGGAUGGAUUUUAGGGUGUAGGGUUUGAAUAUUUUGGGGUAUUUAUUUGAUGGGUUGUUUUUGAGGAAUUGCUCUGUUUUGCCAGAGGAGAGUCUUUUUGCCGGUUAUUGGUUAUUGGUAUAUGAGAGUGCUCCUGGGUCGUUUCCUUGAGCACUUAGUCCUGUAGGAGCAGUAACAGCCUUUGGCACUGCUGUUUGUUUGGGAAGUGAAUGUUAACAGACUUAAGAAUUUUCAAUUAAGGGAUAGAGGAUUUCUUGAUUGACUGCACGAGGUAUAUAGUAGUUGUACAGCGAGUGAAGAGAGGAAGAAACCCUUGCCAUCUGUAAAGGACAGUUCAGAUUCUUUAAUUUAUCCGCUUGUUCUUGGUGAAGUUUUACGAGUUGCGUGGAAUUUUCUUGUUGCGUCCUCGAUACUUUUUUCUUGAAGCACCAAAAUUUGGGUACCAACGUGAUACAGGUGGCGUUACUGUAUCCUAGACGCUAAAUUAGGUACAAAAUUGAAUUCUAAUAUUAGUCCAAAGGGGCUGUUAAUUCUAUGGGGGUACCCGUUGGCACGUCACGGUUGACGCGUGUGUCAUUAAUUGGAAAAGACUUGUUGGGUUUCUUUCCCCUUUUUCCUUGUGUAUGAUAAUGUUUGGCACGAGUUAUGGAAAGAAGUGAACCUACCUUAGUACCAGAAUGGUUGAAAAACUCUGGUUCAACUGGUGGUGGCUCUAAAUCUCAUACAGAUGAUCACGCUGCAGCAAGGGUUUCGAGGAACAAGUCGUUUGUGAAUAAUAAUGGCCGCGAUGUUAGACGAUCUUCUAGUUCUGAGAGAACAACCUCUUCAUUCUUCCACCGGAGUUCUAGCAGUAACAGUUCUGGUAAUUUUAGGUCUUACAGUAGUUUCAGUAGAAACCAUUGUGACAGGGAAUGGGAGAAGGACACAUAUGUUUAUCGUGACCAAGACAAGUUGGCCAAGGGGGACUAUAGGUAUCGAGAAUUUUCAGACCCUCUUAGGAACACAUCUGUGGGUAAGUUCGAGAGGGAUGGGCUAAGGCGUUCGCAGUCAAUGGUUUCAGGGAAACGUGGGGACACAUGGCCGAAAAGAGUCGUGGCUGACUCGAAUGAUGACACUGGAAAGAAUACGAAUGGUGUGGCCACCAGGGGAAAACCUGUUGGCAUGGUGAACAAGGCAGCAGCUUUCGAGAGGGAUUUUCCGACUUUGGGUGCAGAGGAGAGGACAGUCACUCCUGAGGUCGGUAGAGUCCCGUCUCCUGGUUUGAAUGCCGCCAUUCAGAGCUUAUCUGCCAACUCAGCUUUGAUAGGUGGGGAGAAAUGGACAUCGGCCUUGGCUGAGGUUCCAAUGUUGGUUGGUAGCAACGGAGUCAAUUCAUUGCCUGUGCAACCUGCAACUUCGAGUUCGGCCUCUGUGGCAUCGAGCUCUACCAACAGUCUCAACAUGGCCGAAGCUGUAGCUCAGGGUUCUAGUCGUGCUCAAACCACUCGGGUAUCUGUCGGGACCCAGAGACUUGAAGAAUUAGUGAUCAAACAAUCCAGGCAAUUAAUUCCAGUGACACCAUCCCUGCCAAAAACAUUGGUGUCGAAUUCUUCAGAUAAACAGAAAAGUAAAGUGGGCCCACAGCAGCCCGUGAAGGGUGAUGUCCCGAAGGCACCACCCACCGUGAGUAAGCUCCAUGUGCUCAAGCCUGCAAGAGAUAAGAAUAGCAUCAUAACCCCUGUCUUGAAGGACAACCUGAGCCCAACAAAUCGGGCCUCGGACCGUAAGCCCGUAUCGACUGUGCUGGAGAAGCGGCCCACUUCCCAGGCCCAAAGCCGCAAUGACUUUUUCAAUCUCAUGAGGAAGAAGUCCAUGGAGAGCCCUUCUUCCCCUGCUGUUGACUCAGCUGUCAUGGAGAACUCGUCAUCAUCUCCUGUGGGCCCCGGUGCUGUUUUGUCGCCAACCUUUUCGGAUAAGAAUGCUGAGUUUGUAGAGGAAAAAGUCGAGAUGUGUAAUGUUGAUGGGAAAAAGUACAGGAGCUGUGAUCCGAUUAUAUCGGAGGAGGAAGAGGCUGCCUUUCUACGCUCUUUGGGAUGGGAGGAAAAUGAUGAGGAGGGUGGUCUUACUGAUGAGGAAAUAAGCUCUUUCUAUAGGGAUUUAACCAAGUACAUCAAUUCAAAACCAUCCCUCAAAAUACUGCAAGGUGUGCAACUAAAGUUUAUGCUGCCAUUGGAUUCACAAAUUAAGGUUACUGAUGAAAUUGCUGAUGCUAAGCUGGAAUCUUGAUUUCCCAAAUGUGCCGAGUUUCUUGUUUUGAUGUGAGAAGUCUGUUCUGCGUUUUCUUGGUCAACAUAUGUUUGCUGGGAGCCAAGUAAAUAUAAAAAGAUUGAUAGGUUUUUGCCCUUUUGCUGGUUAGGAAUAACUGAGGAUCAAUUCUGAUGAUCGAUUACUUCCGGUGAUGACCAUUUGUCACCCUUGAUGGGUCCUUAGCUUUUAUUUUUUCCUUUUUCGAGUCUAAAAAGAUUUGAGUAAAGAGAAUAGAUAGGGUUCUUUAAUCAAGAUCUGCUGGAAGACAUUGCUCCUCUGCAAAGUCUGGGUCUCUGACAGUUUUCGUGUCGUCUUCCCAAAUAGGGAUGGAUAUUGUUCAAACGAAUGAUUUAAUUUUUUAUUGUCUAUCAGAGGAUGGGGAGAAGAAAAAAGAAAGCAAGAAUUUAGUAUAAUCCGUAAUUUUUCUUCUUUUUUUUUUGGUCUUUUAUGAUUUAUUAAUAAUUUUUCCUUCAGCAUCUACUUGAAACUAGGUGCUCGAGCUGCACCUUCAUCUGGACCUUGAACUAUGAGGGAGAGAUAUUCUCCUUCCUUCCACACGCAAUAGCCAAAGUAGCCAUCUUCCCUCACACAAAAAGCUACUCUCUGUCUGAAAACUUCAAUGGCCGAGUGAAGCAUGUGCCUGAGAUCUCGCAAUGGCCGAGUGAAGAAAAUUCAAAGCCAAAUCCGGAAAGAAUGAAGACGACCGACGAGCGGCGGGAGAAGCCAAAUUACACGGACGAUGUUGACCUGGACCAUGUACAUUAGAUCCUGAUUGUCGAGUAUCGGGAAAAUCGAGGUCGAGGUUUUGUUUUGUGAUCUCUUAUGGCUUAAGAAAAUCUUGGUUCGAUGUUUGAUGAUGAUGAUGUCUGAAGGAGGAGUUUGAGUCUUUCGGUUCGGGGUUUGGGUUCGGUUUCAGAUGUAAAAUGGGGAUUGAAUGGAGUCUUUGUGGAGGGGUUUGAUGCACAGGCCAGUGGCAAUAGGAGUCUCAAGAGUGAGGAUUAUAAGGAGAAAGUAGAUGAGUUUGAAAGAUCUGUUUACCAAUGCCAUUUUUCUUUUUUCAUUUCUAUUUCCUUUCCAGAAUUGAAGGUUGAGAUAUUAAAUGUAAUGUUGAAAAUGAG
Striga asiatica is the source of this 3896-nucleotide messenger RNA. NCBI's taxonomy places the organism in Eukaryota, Viridiplantae, Streptophyta, Magnoliopsida, Lamiales, Orobanchaceae. The record is from the annotation of a GenBank genome assembly.